This is a messenger RNA of Fusarium sp. VM40, 1041 nucleotides long. The record is from the annotation of a GenBank genome assembly. NCBI's taxonomy places the organism in Eukaryota, Fungi, Ascomycota, Sordariomycetes, Hypocreales, Nectriaceae.
AUGACCGAGACUAUUGUUGCACUUUGGCCUGAGUAUCGUGACAUACCUAAUAGCCUUCCAGAGUCUGCACAGGUGACUUCUAUGCAGAUGGUGUCUUUUUUCCUUUUCUUCUUGAUCCAGAUACCGUUCCACUUGAUUCCGAUGGAACAGCUACGGACCUUGUUUCUUGCCAAGGCCGUCCUUCUUAUACCAGUUUCAUGCGGUAUGGUCUUACGCGCAUCAUUCUCACAAAUCCCCAUUAUUCCAGUCGUCAAGACCCUUUAUGCUGUCUUGGGUAUAGCAACUGUCGGGGCUGGGCGUACGGCAUACAACGAGGAAAUCUGGAGUCCUAUUCAGCUACUCCCGAAAUGGGGUGGCUCUGGUGGACGAUUUCUAGCAUUCUGUUGUGGAUGCUUGUGGAUGCUGGCCCAAAUUUCAUGCAACCUAUCUGCCAACUCAGUUCCCUUCGGUCACGAUUCAAUGAGCCUAAGCCCGACCUGGAUCAACAUCCGAAGAGGAUCGAUAAUUUGCUUGAUUGUCGGCUUGUGGGCGUUAGUGCCGUGGUACCUGGUCUCAACGGCCGGCCACUUCUUGACCUUCAUGAAUGCUUAUGGAUGUUUUGUUUGUGCAAUUCUGAGCAUCAUGAUCGCCGAUUACUGGCUUGUUCGGAGGAGAAAGCUUGAUGUGCCAGCUUUAUAUAACCCCCAUGGUCGCUACAGAUUCCGUGCUGGCUUCAAUUGGCGGGCGGCUGCAGUGCAACUGAUUUUUAUGGGCCUUUGUCUUCCUGGUGUUAUCCAUUUGAUCGCGCCUUCCAUUCGAAUUCCUCUAGGUCUUGAGCGUCUCUUCCACAUCAACUGGUUUGUUAACACUAUUGGGCCUUUAGUCAUUUACUGGGCUUUGAAUUAUGUGUUCCCUCAUCGAAUCAGUCAAAUAAACACCUCAACUUCCGUCGUCUCGGGUCAAAGAGAGGAGGAACAGGGGGGACACGAUACCCAGCUAGGGUCCCCCCAGCCGCUUAAGUUUAAUGGGGUUUGCAAGACUCUGGGCGCGGAAGCAGCUUAG